This is a messenger RNA of Pipistrellus nathusii (Nathusius's pipistrelle), 2040 nucleotides long. The record is from the annotation of a GenBank genome assembly. NCBI's taxonomy places the organism in Eukaryota, Metazoa, Chordata, Mammalia, Chiroptera, Vespertilionidae.
AUGUCCAAGGUGGCCAAGUACCGCCGGCAGGUGAGCGAGGACCCCGACAUCGACAGCCUGCUGUCCACACUGUCGCCCGAGGAGAUGGAGGAGCUGGAGAAGGAGCUGGACGGGGCGGACCCCGACAGCAGCGUGCCCGUGGGGCUGCGGCAGCGCAACCAGACCGACAAGCCGUCCACGGGCGCCUACGACCGCGAGGCCAUGCUCAGCUUCUGCGAGGAGACCACCAAGAAGCUCAUCCGCAGGGAGCUGUCCCUGGACGUGGACGAGAGCAAGCCGGCGGCGGCGGAGACCAAGGCGGACGCCAAGAACGGCCGCGGCGGGGCGGCCGCCGGCAGGAAGGGCCUGGGCCCCCGGCAGGACUCGGACGCGGGGCGGGGGCCCCGGCGGGGCGUCCUCAAGAAGGCCUUCUCCAGGGACGACGCCCCCGCGGCCGCCGCCGCGGCCCCCGCGGCCGCCCCGCCGCCCCCCGAGGAGAAGCUCAUCCGGGGCAUUGGCCGGGGCCGCGUCCGCGCCGCCGUGGACAAGACGGAGGCGGGCGGCGGCGGCGGCGGCGGCGGCGGCAGGCGGGCUGAGGGCGAGGCCCCCAGGAAGGAGGGGGAGCCGCGGGGGGCGGCCAGGAGCGCCGGCCUGAGCAGGGGCCUGAGCAGAGACAAGGGCGAGAAGCCCGAGGACGGGAAGGGACGGGGCAGAGGCGAGCGCUCGGAGGCCGCGGGGAAGGAGGGCCUGGCGGGGAGCCGGGCGAGGAAGGAGGAGAAGGAGAAGGAGAAGGAGAAGGAGAAGGAGGAGGAGGAGGAGAAGGAGAAGAAGGAGGAGAAGAAGGAGAAGAAGAAGGAGAAGGAGAAGGAGAAGGAGAAGGAGAAGGAGAAGGAGAAGGAGAAGGAGAAGGAGAAGGAGAAGGAGAAGGAGGAGAAGGAGGAGGAGGAGGAGAAGGCCGCCCGCGAGGCGCCCCCCGGCCCCAGGGCCCCCGCGAGGCCCGAGGGGAAGCCGGCGGCCGCCCCGGGGACGCCCCCCGCCAAGCCCCCCGAGGCGGACGGCGGCGGCGGCGGCGGCGGCGGCGGCGGCGAGGAGGCGGCCCCCAGCAUCUUCGACGAGGCCCUGGAGCGAGUACGGAGCAACGACCCCACCAUGACGGAGGUGAACGUCAACAACUCGGACUGCAUCACGCCCGAGGUGCUGGUGCGCUUCGCCGAGGCGCUGGAGUUCAACACGGCCGUGCGGGUGUUCGCGCUGGCCAACACGCGGGCGGACGACCACGUGGCCUUCGCCAUCGCCAUCAUGCUGCGGGCCAACCGCGCCAUCACCAGCCUCAACCUGGACUCCAACCACAUCACGGGCAAGGGCAUCCUGGCCAUCUUCCGGGCGCUGCUGCAGAACGCCACGCUCACCGAGCUGCGCUUCCACAACCAGCGCCACAUCUGCGGGGGCAAGACCGAGAUGGAGGUGGCAGCUCUGCUCAAGGACAACACCACGCUGCUCAAGCUGGGCUACCACUUCGAGCUGGCCGGGCCCCGCAUGACCGUCACGCACCUGCUCAGCCGUAACAUGGACCGCCAGCGGCAGCGGCGGCUGCAGGAGCAGCGGCGGGCGCAGGAGGCGGCGGCGGCGGCCGCGGGGGCCGCGGGGGCCGCGGGGGCCCCGGGGGCCGGGGCGGGGGAGGAGAAGACGAAGAAGAAGCUGCUGGAGGUGCCCAAGGUCAAGGUGGGGGGCGCGGCGCCCGCGGCCAAGGGCCCCUCGCCCGGCCCCGCGCCCCCGCCAACGGCGCCGCCGAAGGCCCCCGCGCUGCCCAAGAACUCGCCCCGGGGAGCGGGCGCCCCGGCCGCCCCGCCGCCCCCGCCGCCGCCCCUGGCGCCCCCGCUGGCCCCGCCCCUGGCGGUGGAGAGCCUGCGCAACUCGCUCUCGCCCGCCACCCAGAGGAAGAUGGGCGACCGGGCCCUGCCCGCCCAGGAGAAGAACUCCCGCGACCAGCUGCUGGCCGCCAUCCGCUCCAGCAACCUCAAGCAGCUCAAGAAGGUGGAGGUGCCCAAGCUGCUGCAGUAG